Messenger RNA from Alternaria conjuncta, 4947 nucleotides. RefSeq lists its product as uncharacterized. Gene Ontology annotation, biological process: tRNA methylation. The coding region runs from base 1 to 4947 and encodes 1648 amino acids. Gene Ontology annotation, cellular component: cytosol. Lineage: Eukaryota; Fungi; Ascomycota; Dothideomycetes; Pleosporales; Pleosporaceae. The record is from RefSeq and is a predicted model, not a curated record. The transcript has 7 exons.
AUGGCAGAAGGAACCGCACCAGCUGCUGAAGUCCCGGUCUCUGACAAGGCGUUGCGAGAUGUGGCCAAGAAUGUGGCGAAAAUCUUGCCUAAUUUCGCGGAGAAAGAGCCUGCAACUGCUCUGAAAGAGCUUCGUGUUAUUCUCGAUCCUGCUUUGGAAACUGCAGACCUCCCAGAACUAGAGAACAGCCAUCGAGCAGCCGCAUCCAAUGCCUUGUGCGCAAUCAUUGAGUACUGCGCGGCUUCCGACUGCGCCUAUGCACGGGAGGCGAUCCUAGAUGAUUCCAUAUGGAUGCGAGUAUUCAACAUAUAUCUUCAGCGGUCUGGAGAUGCAAAGGGCAAGUCGAUGAGGCAGAUGCUCUUGGUCCUUACGGGUGUCAUUACUAAAGAUCAGAGUGCGCGUGCAAUCGAACUUCGGACACGAGCUACGACCUCAUUCCUGGACAUUAUCUGUGAGCGAGAAGACCGCAUCAAAGUUAAACCAGCUUUGCAAGGCCUUGCGCAUUUCCUGCUGCGGGAUGUGAUUUCCAUCACGGAUUUGGUCAGUCUGUUCGACGAGCAGCUGAAGCGAACAUCAGAUGCCAUCCAGGGGCCGGUAACUUCGCGAACAGUGUUCACAUCCUUCCUUGCCUGGGUCGUGCAUCAUGAUACUUCCCUUUCAGCGGGACACUUGAUUAAGAACUACUUACUACAGGCUCGCCGUCUCGCAAACUACGACGAACACCCCGACGAUGGCUUAGUCUUACCUCCCUGGAUAGAGCCGGUGAUGCAGACGUUGCGCGACUGGCCAGACCGGAUCCAGGAGUUUAAGACUCACGUCUUCCCUCACUGUUUUCUACCCAAUCUCUCUGAGUACCUAAGGUUCCUCGCAUAUCUCAAUUUCGAGUCCCAUGUUCCGUAUAAGCAUGCGUUACCCAACCAGCUUCGCCAGUCCGGCAGGCGCACAUCACCUCUUGGUGGACUAGAAGAGUUCAGAAUACUCCUAGCAGCGAUCGCAACCGGAAAGGAACUCAACAUCGUAAAGGAUAAUGAUCAUAGAGCUCAAAGCACCAUCCAAAUCCGUGACGGGGCGCUCUAUUUGCCGGACGAUAUAUCAGGAGCCUGGAUGGCGGACUCGGAACCAGAAGUCAGGCUUGCAGGCAUGUUCCUGGGCGUGUAUUCUACUUCUGUCACGAAAGCUAUGAGUGGCGGUAUUUUGCAGGCCUUGAAGCGCAACCUCCCCCAUCUUCAUACCGACACGGAUGCAAAUUUCCGCCGGGAGGUGCAUGGUUAUACACAAAAGCUAUUUGAUCGUCUGAGAGCUAGUACAGCUACUCUAGCAAAACCCAUCACGAAGGUUACUUCUUCAGACCAGAGACGCCUCCCUUUCCCAGCGACAAGCUCUAGCCCACAUGUUUCAAUUGCGCGGGUUCCGCGACAAGAUUCGCUUUCUGAGUCCCUAGCUUUCAUCACCUGGUAUGUGCAGUUCCUUGAGUGGGAGCUGCGCCCAACUGCCUCUUACCAGAGCCGCAUCACCGCACUACGGUCCAUCACCAUCGUAUUACGAUCUGGGAUAGAUCCUGGGGUACCGUUUACCAGUCUCUCAAAGUCUGCGCAAGGUCAGCUAAACUGGGCUCACGGUCUCCAGUUCGGAAACCAGAAGCUGUGCCGAAUACUGCUCGAUUUAAUACUGGAUCCUUUUGACGAUGUUCGAGACGCGGCUGUAUCGGUCUUGCAGCUAUGUCUAGUUGCGCUUCCGCAAACCGAUAAGGAACGCAUCAUGUCAAUGAUUCCCCGAUUCGUUACGAGAGCGGAGGCUACCAUGCUCCGAACAGGGCGAGCGGAUCAAGCGGACGGUGUUGCGCGUGCUUACGGGAUGAUCUUUGCGUUGGCUGGCGAUGAUCCAGGUGCCCCCACUGGCGAACACUUCUCUUCCAAGCAGCACCUCUUCGAAUAUCUGAGAACACAACUCGACGAAACGUUGACUCUGGCCCGCAGCGAUCUUCCACGAGCCGUCGAUGGUCGACCGGUACACGGUACAUUUGCUGCAUUACGAUAUGUGACCGAUCAACCCGAUUUUUACGCGUUCGUCUCGAGCUCGCCAUCUGAUCAGUUUGCGCACUGGAAAAAAGCGCAUGGGGACAUCGUAACAGGCAUAGAGAGUCUGUGGUCCUGCGUCUAUCACGUUCUGUGUGCGGAUGCACCGGAAGGCCAUGUUCCUGACGAAGUAGAAGAUGAGGGUAGCUUAGACACUAAAGAGAUUCUGAGUUACUCAUGGAGAGGACUGAAGGAGGCUAGUGUGCUUUUACGAACGAUCAUCCUCAAAGCUCCUGUAGGUGACGGUGACAACGACCUUGUGACUCCAGAACUCUUCGAAAAGCUUGGCAGACUCUGCUUCACUCAGCUACUGGAGCUUCGUCAUCGCGGUGCGUUUUCGACAGUCUCUCAGACAUUUGCAGUCUUCUGUCGCCGCUGUGUCUUGUCGGACAUAUCCACAUUACGUGCUUUACCAGAGAUGUGGUAUCAGGAAACGCUACGAUCCAUCCAAGCAAAGUCAGACGCCAUCACUCGGAGGUCGGCGGGCAUACCAGCAGCCAUGUCCGCUCUACUGGCAGCUGAGCCACAAACAGGAGGCAAACUCUUCCCUCGAGCUGUCAAAGAUCUUGUCGCCGAAACUCUCGUGGAGGCGCAAAGCACAAAUAUAGAAGAAAGCCGUCUUCCUCAGGUGCAUGCUCUGAACUGCAUCAAGGAAAUAUUCACGACCUCGAAGCUGAGUAUUGCAUCGGAGACGUACAUCGGGCAGGGUCUCGAGCUUGCUGCUAAAACUCUAAGCUCGUCCAUAUGGCCCCUUCGCAAUUGCAGCUUGAUGCUGUUCAAAGCUCUGAUCGAACGACUACUCGGCAGCGACGAAGCUCAAGACUGGAAAGAACGAGAGCGAGCCAAAACGUCUCGGUUCUCCUACGACAACUAUCCCAGUCUCGUGAAGAUCCUGGUUGAACUGCUUGAGCCAAGCGGCGAUCUCAAAAUCAUGGAGACACCCGAGAGUGGCAGUUCGCCAAUGGAUCUCCAUGGUGCUGAAGGCGUGUUUCCCGCUCUCCAGAUCUUGCGUCAGGCCCGACCGCCGGGAGAUCUUACCAAGAUCCGCGGCUUGGUAAGGGACUUACUACCGAGCCCGCAUUGGCAUAUGCGAGAUAUGGCGGCCAGAACAUAUGUAUCACUGGGCACUACUAACGAGAGCUACCCUGAACUCUCUCCAAUUCUAGAUACGGUUACCAGCGAUCACAAUGAACAGCAUGGAAGGCUAUUGGUAGUCAAGUAUCUGCUGAGGAAGCUGUUGCGAGACGAAGUCCAAUGCAAUUUUAAACACUUCUCAUCGUUGAUGCAGCAGCUCGGCCAACACGCAACGAGUUGGUACAUUUCGAGUGAUUGCCCUUUUGUACGAGCCGCCUUCCUCGAUGUUGUGAGCCUAUGCGGCAUGGCCAUGCUGCAAAGAGCGACCGCUGUCACAAUACUUAGUGCGUGGAUUGACCUCACUACGUCCAUAGCCAUUGGACCGGAGUACAAUAUCGGACCAAGUGAUCACCACGGUGAUGAUCUACUCAGGACAUCCCUCGCACAGGUAUACUUCGUUGACCGGAUCAUUCUGCGUGAAAAUUCGCUUCACAGCAUGGUCUCGGACGAUUAUCAAAACAUUGGCGAUGCGCUCAUGCUUCUCGCAAACGAGGAUCCGGAUACCUGCAUGGAAGCUCUGGAAGCUCUGGACUCCAUAUUACAGAUGAAGACAUCCAACGGCCUAACCAUUCCAUUGUCGCUAGUCCUAGCGCAUAUCCAUCGUGUAGUCCUGGAGGCCUGCGACCCAGAAGUUAUCUCGAAAGCGCAAGCCGUUCUCGCCGACGCUCUUACCAAGGACCAUUUGAAAAGCGACUUCUUCAGCCUGACGAUGCAAGAUCAAGUCAUGCUCACCUUGACAAGGUUGGAAACACAGUGCGUUCAUGGCCCACCAUCAAAUAUGCAAAGCGCCCUGCAUCUUCUAGGCUCAUUCCUCGACCAUGCUUACACCAGCUACUCACUCCACCGUGAAGAGGUUCUCGCCCGUAUCGCACGCUACAUUCGCCUGCUACGCAUGACAACCAUCGAUACCAACCCCUUCGACACUCGCUACGCAGCCAUACAAUCCCUGUCCGCGCUCAACUCUAUUUUCUCCCUGGCCCCCAAAGGAAAAACAGGACCUCUGAUCCUUGGGCUAGCCAUCGUUCUCUACGACCUCCUCAACGACGAUGACGACGAAAUACGCGAUCUAGCUGCCUCCACAGCAGGCAUUCUCCUACGCUCACAGGGCGACCGACUGUUCAAAAACACGGUACCGAUACUGACUACGCACCGGCUGGGGGCGUACCUGGUAUCUGCAUUUUCCACAUCACGAUUCCUCGCCAAGGAAGCAAUACGCCGUCUAACCAACACGCCCUCACCCCAUCGUCUCUUCUCCACGCCAUUCGCCAACACUUUUGCACGGGAGAGGAAGGAAGACACGUCGCUUUUUGCGCAGGAGAAGCAGAAUUUGUACAAAGACGACACAUUGGACACUAUGCUGUGGUCGCGCAUUCUCCUCUCCCUGUCUGCCUCUGCUGUGCCGCUGAGCCUGCGCACCGAUCUGACCAACUGGGUACUCGAUGGUCUCACCACGCUCACACAAACAGCCGAGGGAGAAGGUGACGGCGCGCUGGGCUGGAGUACCAAAGCUGAGGUGUUUACGCUCGGUAUACGCAUCUUCUGUGCGAGUGAAGUGGUGAUGAGGUGGGGUGGUCAGGAAAGGGUAGAGGUAGUGAAGAGGGCGAGAGGGUUUGCUGAUGUGGGUAGUGAGAGAGGCGUUCAUGGCCUGUGGAUUGAGAGGGUCGAGAGGGUCUUGAACAAGGAAGUGGUGCGCAUGCUACGCAGGGUCAAGGGAGGACUGUUGGAGAUUGCAGGGUGA